AUGACUGAUCUUACUAGUGGUUCAUCAACUCUUAAUACAUCACAUGGUGCAUCAGGUAAUGCUGGCGCAGCUGCUAAAGGCAAGAAAAAAGCUGCUGCUGGUUCAGCAAAUAAAGCCAAAAAAGCUAAAGGUUCAAGUUCUCAUCCAAAAUUUUCGGCUAUGAUUAAACAAGCAAUAACACAAUUAAAUGAUCGUAAUGGUACAUCAAAAGUAGCUAUAUUAAAAUAUAUUUUGGCUAAUUUUAAAGUUAAUUCAGCAACAGCUAAUCAACAUUUAAAAUCCGCAUUACGAGCUGGCACAAAAAAUAAUUCAUUAAAACAAACAAAAGGUAUUGGUGCAAGUGGAAGUUUUAAAUUAGCUACAACAUCGAAAACGAGUGCAUCAUCUGGUGGUGCAAAGAAGACAGCUGCUAAGAAACCAGCUUCAUCAAAAUCGCGUAGUCGAUCAAAAACACCAGGUGGUGCUAAGAAGGCAAGUGGAACUAAAGCCAAAACAGCUCGAUCAUCAAGCAAAGGUAAAGCUGCCGGUGGUGCUGCCAAACGAAAACGUUCAGCAUCUCCAACUAAAAAAGCAGCAACAAAAAAGGUAGCCAAACCUACUACAACAGCAGCAGCAAGUACCACUGCUGCAUCAACUGCACCAGCUCCUAGUGCUGCUGCAGCUACAACAGCAGCUACAAAGAAAGCAGCACCAGCUAAAAAGGCUAAAGCAGCUAAACCAAAAUCAAAAGCAGCAGCUAAACCAAAAGCUGCCGGUGCUAAGAAAGCUAAAAGUCCAAAGAAGAAAGCUGCAUCACCCAAGAAAAAAGCUGCCGGUGCAUCAAAAUCUAAAGCAAAAAAACCAGCUGCUGCUCCUGCCGCCGCAGCACCAUCGGCAGCCUCAUCCGCUGCAAAUACAUCGACUAGCACUGCAGCUAAACCAGCAGCUAAACCAGCAGCAAAAAAAGCGCGUAAAAGUGCAACAACAAAGAAAGCAAAAAGUCCAAAAAAAGCCGCUGCCAAAAAAUAA
Molecule: messenger RNA, 1008 nt
Organism: Adineta steineri
Lineage: Eukaryota; Metazoa; Rotifera; Eurotatoria; Adinetida; Adinetidae
Source: the annotation of a GenBank genome assembly